AUGGCUCCUCCAACAAUUGGGCGAAAGUCCAAACCCUCGGGAAGAGGCGGUAAAAAUGACGUCCGCUCCCUGAAAAGAAAACGCGACGUCGAAGACCAUAUCAAGCUUCAAAAAGCAGUCGAAGAGCUGGACCCGAAAGCGGAAACAAAAUCUUUCUCCGACCUCCCCCUUUCCGAGCCCACAUCCAAGGGCCUCGAAGCAUCGCAUUUUAAAACCCUCACAGACAUCCAAUCGAAAUCUAUACCCCUUGCGCUGAAAGGAAAGGACAUCCUCGGAGCAGCAAAGACAGGAAGCGGGAAAACACUUGCUUUUCUAGUACCGGUACUGGAAAAUCUGUAUAGGCAGAAAUGGACAGAAUUCGACGGGCUAGGAGCUUUGAUUAUAUCACCAACUCGCGAACUCGCAAUCCAGAUCUUCGAAGUUCUACGCAAAAUCGGACGGUAUCAUACUUUUUCCGCAGGCCUUGUUAUAGGCGGGAGGAGUCUACAAGAGGAGCAGGAACGGUUGGGGAGAAUGAAUAUCCUUGUUUGUACACCAGGACGAAUGCUGCAGCAUAUGGACCAGACUGCUGCUUUCGAGAUCGAUAACUUGCAGAUGCUGGUUAUGGAUGAAGCGGAUCGGAUUAUGGACAUGGGCUUCAGCAAAGCAGUCGACGCUAUUGUGGAACAUUUGCCGAAACAGAGACAAACCAUGCUAUUUAGUGCUACGCAGACGAAAAAGGUGUCGGAUUUGGCGCGGUUAAGUCUGAGGGAUCCGGAAUAUGUUGCUGUUCACGAAGCGGCGGCCAGCGCUACUCCGACGACGUUGCAGCAGUAUUAUGUGGUCACGCCGCUUGCGGACAAGUUGGAUACGCUGUUCAGCUUUAUAAGGUCGAAUUUGAAGGCGAAGAUCAUCGUAUUUUUGUCGUCGGGGAAGCAGGUGCGGUUUGUCUACGAGAGUUUUCGACAUUUACAGCCGGGAAUCCCUCUUAUGCAUCUUCAUGGUCGACAGAAGCAAGCAGCGAGAUUGGAUAUCACGGCGAAAUUCUCAUCUUCGAAGAAUUCUUGUAUAUUUGCUACGGAUGUUGUUGCGAGAGGUCUCGAUUUUCCCGCUGUUGAUUGGGUUAUUCAACUAGAUUGUCCGGAAGACGCAGAUACCUACAUUCAUCGAGUUGGCCGCACCGCUCGGUAUGAGCGAGCUGGGAAAGCAGUCUUAUUUUUGGACCCCAGCGAAGAAGAAGGCAUGUUGAAGAGAUUGGAUCAGAAGAAAGUUCCGAUCCAAAUGACCAAGCCCAGGUCGAAGAAACAACAGAGUAUCAAAGACCAGCUGCAAAAUAUGUGUUUCCAGGAUCCCGAAUUAAAAUACUUGGGCCAGAAAGCAUUUGUCAGUUAUACACGAUCGAUCUAUGUUCAGAAGGACAAGGAGAUAUUUACGAUCAACAAUUACGAUUUGGAAGGUUAUGCAUCAAGUAUGGGCCUUCCUGGUGCGCCCAAGAUUAAGUUUCAGAAAGGAGAUGAUUCGAAAAAGAUCAAAAAUACCCCACGAGCAUUAUUGUCCAGCGAUGAAGAUAGCGAUGUCGAGGCUGGGAGUAAGAAGCCGAAGAAGGGCGAGGUACGGACGAAAUAUGAUCGAAUGUUUGAGCGCCGCAAUCAAGAUGUGCUUUCGGGUCAUUACUCCAAGUUGAUUGCCGAGGACGAGCCUGAACGGCCAGAUGAUGGCUUGGUUGAUGCUGAUGAGGAUAACGAUUUCUUGUCGGUGAAAAGAGUUGUGCCUAUGGAUGAAGAUAGCUCCGACGAUGAAGAAGUGGCUUCUGGACCUGUGGCAAAGGUUAUAUCGGGUAUUGGUAGGGAGCCAAUCGUGGUAGACUCGAAACGACGAGAAAAGUUACUCAAAUCUAAGAAGAAGCUACUCAAGCUUAAGGAGAAGGGACAGAAAGUGGUAUUUGACGAAGAUGGUGUGGCGCAUCAAAUGUACGAGUUGGAAGAUGAGGACGAUUUCGCUCGGAGAGGAACAGUCGAGGCUCAGAGAGCCAAGUUCUUACAGGCGGAGACUGCGCGGGUUCAAGAGGCAGACCUUGACGACAAGCAGCUGGCAAAGACAAAGAAAAGAGAGAAGCGUGAGAAGAAGAGAUUACGAGAAGCAGACGAGAAGGCCGGUAUUGUUGAUGGAGAAGCUCUGGAAUUGGCGGGUGACGGCGGAGAUCCAUUGGCUCUACUUGCCUCCUUACCAUUGGAUGGCGAGGAGGAAGCUCCAACGGUAAAGAGACCGAAGAAGUGGUUUGAGGAUGAUUCGGACCAAGAAAGAGAGGCACCGAAGAAGAAGAGACGACUUAUCGAAGCCGAAGAUGAGCCCGAGACGUUGGAGGAUCUCGAAGCUCUUGCAGCAGGUCUUCUUCAAUAG
Lachnellula hyalina is the source of this 2379-nucleotide messenger RNA. It is a transcript of the gene dbp4, whose product is annotated as ATP-dependent RNA helicase. The record is from RefSeq and is a predicted model, not a curated record. Gene Ontology annotation, molecular function: ATP binding; nucleic acid binding; RNA helicase activity. The transcript is spliced from 2 exons. Lineage: Eukaryota; Fungi; Ascomycota; Leotiomycetes; Helotiales; Lachnaceae. The coding region runs from base 1 to 2379 and encodes 792 amino acids. Gene Ontology annotation, cellular component: nucleus. Gene Ontology annotation, biological process: rRNA processing.